AUGAGUUCGCUUUCAAUUGUAAGUCCAGAACGUCGAAUUGAAUUGAAUCCUUUCGAUGUAGAUGCCUGGAAUCUUUUGCUACGAGAAUCACAGGCUAGACCAAUUGAUCAAGUGCGUUCGUUUUAUGAAAAAUUGGUUGCACAGUUUUCGAAUGCUGGCCGUUACUGGAAAGCAUAUAUAGAUCAUGAAGUCGUUUUGGAAAUUUCAGCGGAAAAUUUGUGGGUAAAUGUAUACUAUUAUUUCACUGAAUUAAAUUUAAAACAUGAGGAUGGUCUGUUACUCGCAACUGCUCAAUACAUGGCACUACUUUUGCCGUGGGAGAAAAUGGCACAAGCAUAUGAAUUUGCUCUGGAUAAAAUUGGUCUUGAUAUGCAUUCAUAUUCAAUUUAUUCCGAUUAUCUUUCCUUUCUCAAAUCUGCGCCCACAGUUGGUCAGUACGCAGAGAAUCAACGAAUUUCAGCAGUUCGUAAAGUCUAUCAACGGGGUGUCGUUACUCCAAUGGUUAAUAUUGAACAAUUGUGGGCUGAAUAUUGUGCUUAUGAAAAGAGCGUAAAUGCUACAUUAGCAGAGAAACUGAUAGCUGAACGAAAUAAGGAAUAUCAAGUUGCUAAGCGCAUCUCAAAAUCAUUGGAGCAAAUAACAAGGGGAUUAAACCGACAAGCUGUAAGUGUCCCACCGCGAGGAACUGCUGCGGAAAUGAAGCAGCUGGACAUGUGGCGAAAAUAUAUACAGUGGGAAAAAAGUAAUCCUUUAGGCACAGAAGAGUACGCAUAUUUUGCUAAAAGAGUCGAUACCGCCCCAGAUUUAUAUUGUUUAAUAAUGUGUUUAGUAAUAUAUGCUUACGAACAAGCUCUACUAUGCCUUGGCUACUAUCCCGAUAUGUGGUAUGAAGCCGCAUUGUUCCAGCAACAUGCCGCAGCUAUCCUGGCAGAAAAGGGUGAUGUAAAAUUAGCAGCUACAAUGAAUACUGAUAUUAUUCAAUUAUUCGAGCGUGCAGUUGGAGGUCUUUUAAAGGAAAGCCAGCUUCUGUUUUUUGCAUAUGCAGAUUAUGAGGAAGAACGAAUGAAAUUUGAUAAUGUGAGAAAGAUUUACGACCGACUUCUAGCAAUUGAAACAGCCGAUCCUACAUUGGCUUAUAUACAAUUGAUGAAAUUCGUGAGGCGAACCGAAGGUGUGCAGUAUGCACGUGCGAUUUUCAAACGUGCACGUCAGGAUUCACGUUGCAAGUUUCACAUUUUCGUAGCAUCUGCCCUUAUGGAAUAUUAUUGCAGCAAGGAUACGGAUAUUGCAAUAAGAGUUUUUGAUAUGGGACUAAAAAAAUAUGGCGAUGAACCGGAAUAUGCUCUCGCUUAUGUCGAUUUUCUAUCACAUUUAAAUGAAGAUAACAAUACACGUGUCGUUUUUGAACGAAUAUUGACUUCGGAAUCUAUGACACCUGAAAAGUCGAUUGAGAUCUGGGAUCGUUACUUGGAGUUUGAAUCACAUGUUGGUGAUUUGUCGAGUAUUUUGAAAGUUGAUCAAAGGCGACGUGAAGCGUUAAAAGAACAAUAUGGCGAAAUGCAAACGCUAUUGUUAAUUGAUCGAUAUAAAUUCUUAGACUUAGUGCCAUGCACUAAUGAUCAGUUACGAUUGAUGGGUUAUUCGAAAAAACUAGGGCAAGGUUCGUCAUUGAUUGGACGCGCAUCGGUUUCAGGAACGGUUUCUUUAUUGCCAAAUGGUGCUCAAACAAAUGGACAGAAUGUAAUGAGACAAACCGCAGCUGGAAGUGGACCAUCAGUGGUAAUGGGUGGUGGUGUAAGUCUGGAAAUUUCUGGUUAUCCAAGGCCGGAUACAGAUCAGAUGAUACCUUUUAAGCCAAAAUUGAACACUAAUACCAGUUACCAUCCUGUUCCUGGUGGUAUUUUCCCGCCACCGACUGCGGCUGCUCAGUUGAUGCAAAUGUUACCACCUCCAUGGUGUUUUAAUGGUCCUUUUGUUUCUGUAGAUUUACUUAUGGAAAGCUUGACAAAAUUCAACCAAACUGGACCGCCAUCAGUUGACCCUAAAGUGAAACUGGAGAAUGGUACCAUGUUCGGGAUACAUCGAAUUUUGGCAUCAAACGAAUACCAGCAACAGCAAACAGCUGUUGCACAAAGGAAGAGACGAGCAGUUGGUGGUGGUGAUUCUGAUAGUGAUGAAGAAGCGGCACCACGUGCAUCUGGGAUUGUUCGAGACAUUUAUCGAAGGAGAAUGAAUCAAAAAGUUCACGAUUAA
Acanthocheilonema viteae is the source of this 2253-nucleotide messenger RNA. The record is from the annotation of a GenBank genome assembly. NCBI's taxonomy places the organism in Eukaryota, Metazoa, Nematoda, Chromadorea, Rhabditida, Onchocercidae.